This is a messenger RNA of Ramularia collo-cygni, 609 nucleotides long. RefSeq lists its product as uncharacterized. The transcript has a single exon. Bases 1 to 609 code for a protein of 202 amino acids. Lineage: Eukaryota; Fungi; Ascomycota; Dothideomycetes; Mycosphaerellales; Mycosphaerellaceae. The record is from RefSeq and is a predicted model, not a curated record.
AUGAAGACCGCUUCCGUCCUCGCCUUCGCUACCACGGCCCUGGYCGCCGCCGUGCCUGUUCCUCAAGCCGGAACCAGCUUUCCUCUGAGAUUUGGAGGACUUCCCUUGGCCGAUGACGGCACCAAGCUGGGCUUCGUCGCAGCCAAUGGCCUCGAAUUCGUCCUCGGAAAGCCCAGCAAAACCUACUGUCCGGAAGACUCCGUUGUCGACUGCAGCCAGACCAACAACGACUCCACCAUCUUCAGCUACUUGAAUGGCAAGGGAGUUGUCAACCUUGAUACUACCGUGCCUGGUGGCCAGCAGGUCUACGUCGCGGCCGGAGACGAGGGACAACAAGCUGGUCAGCUUUUGUUCACUCCUGCACACUCAGUCAAGACCUCUGGACCAGCUCUCUACAACGGCUUCGCCAUCGCGUACGACGCAAAGUUGCAAUUCGAGAAGCAGGACUGGUUCGCUUGCCCUAGGAAGCAGGAUGAUGGAUUCCUUGCAUAUGACAUUUGGGCUGCUUCUCGCUUUGUACCUGGCAGCGAUGAUGUGGACUGCGUUUCUUUCGUCUGGAAGAACCAGUAUGUCGAUAGCGACGUCAAGACUGCUUGGUCGUACGAGUAG